Molecule: messenger RNA, 1098 nt
Organism: Mollisia scopiformis
Lineage: Eukaryota; Fungi; Ascomycota; Leotiomycetes; Helotiales; Mollisiaceae
Product: putative endo-1,4-beta-xylanase C
Exons: 4
Coding region: 1-1098 (365 amino acids)
Biological process (GO): carbohydrate metabolic process
Molecular function (GO): hydrolase activity, hydrolyzing O-glycosyl compounds
Source: RefSeq, a predicted model, not a curated record
AUGCGCAGCUCAAUCAUUUCCUCCUUGUUGAUAGCUCCAAUAAUUAGCACCCUUGCUGCACCAACGGUCGAGCAACUUCACCCAUUCAAUCAAGUCGAUUGGGAGAGAGAACUCCUCGGACGAAGCGACGACGAUGGCCUCCAGAAACGUGCUCGAUCUGAGAAGAGUAUAGACGCAAUCUUCAAGAGCUUAGGCAAGCUGUACUUUGGUACCUGCGCAGAUGCCGGUAGCUUGGCAAAGACAGACAAUGCCGAUGUUAUCAAGGCCGAUUUUGGACAAGUCACGCCCGAGAACAGCGGAAAGUGGGAUACCACCGAGGCCAGUCAAGGCAAAUUUAACUUCAACGGUCUCGACACUCUGGUGAACUGGGCGCAGACAAACAACAAAUUGGUUCGUGGACAUACCACUGUUUGGUACUCUCAGUUGCCUUCAUGGGUCUCUGCAAUCACCAGCAAAGAUACUCUCACUACUGUCAUCCAAACCCACGUCAGCACAGAGAUUGGCAGAUAUGCGGGCAAGAUCUUGCAAUGGGACGUCGUAAACGAGAUGUUUGAUGAAAGUGGUGGACUCCGGUCCUCAGUCUUCUCAAAAGUCCUUGGCGAGGAUUUCGUUCGCAUUGCAUUCGAAGCAGCCAAGAAAGCCGACCCUGCUGCGAAGCUUUUCAUCAACGAUUACAAUACUGUUGAGAAGGGAGCAACCUAUGCCAAGACCACUGGCAUGAUCAAAUAUGUCACAAAAUGGAUCGCAGCCGGUAUUCCCAUCGAUGGCAUCGGAGCACAAGCACACUUGAUGGCAGGAGAAUCGAAGAACGUUGCCGCUUCGCUUGCAGCUCUCUGUGCUGCUGCUCCUCAAUGCGCACUGACGGAAGUCGACAUUGUAAACGCAGCCGCAGCGGAAUAUGUUCAGACCGUCAAAGCGUGUGUCGAUAUCACUAACUGCGUGGGUGUUACUGUUUGGGGUGUUCGUGACCCCGACUCUUGGAGAGCUUCCAACAACCCACUUCUUUUCAAUUCCGCGUAUGCCACUAAGCCUGCAUAUUCUGCUCUGGUUGAAACUUUGGGUGCUUUGCCUACAGCCACUGCUCGACCAAGAAUGUAA